AUGGCCAAGGAGCCUCGCAGCCCGGUGGCGGAAGCGCUGCGGACCGGUCCGCGGCAAGCCACCUCGGUGCUGUGCCGAUUGAAGGCGCCGGAAGCUUUGCAAUGGCUGAGGUGGAUGCAGGAACACCAGGUGGAGGCCAAUGUCUUUCACUAUAGCGCAGUGAUGAGCACGUGCGAGAAGGCCAGUGAAUGGCAGUCCGCGGUCGCAUUGCUGGCGCAGAUGCUGCAAGGGGCUGGCGCCCUGCCAGACACCGUGGUCUGCAAUGCCGCCAUCAGUGCUCUGGAGAAAGGCGGAGGUUGGCAGCUGGCGCUGGCGUUGCUGGAGGAGCUGAAGAACUUCUCGGUGGAAGCGGAUGUCAUCAGCUUCAACUCGGUGAUCAGGGGACUUGACUGGAGGGAUGGGCUGCAGAUCACGCAGUGCAUGAAACAGAGACAGGUCUUCCCCAACACCGUCACCACCAACUGCCUCAUUGAUGCUUGCUCCUCCUGGCCGUGGGCACUCCACCUGUUUGCAACGGUCCAACCGGCGGAGAGGACUUUGGUCACGUACAACGCCAGCUUGUCCGCCUGUGGGGUUCCUUGGCAGUGGAAGCCUGGGCCAAGGCCGUUUGAUGAGCCCGGUGGGUCCAUGUCUUGGUCGGUGGCGGCAUGGGUGCUCGCAGCCAUGCCCGUGCAGCGGGUGUCUGCGGACCUCAUCAGCUCCAAUGCGACGAUGGACGCCUGUGCCAAGGGCGCCGCCACGUGGCAAUGGCCGUUGACGAUGCUCAUGGACUUGCACCGCGCUCGUGGCCUACAUGACGUGGUGAGCUUCGCCGGAGGCCUUGGUGCCUGCGAGCAGGUGAAGGACUGGGAGAUGGCCUACGACCUCCUGCGCUGCAUGGCGGCGUGGCACGUGGAACCCAACCACUUCUGCUUCAAUGCAGCGCUGUCUUCGAGCUCCGCCUGGCCCAGGUCGCUGCAGCUGGCAGGAGAUCUCUUGAAGGAAGACGUGGUCAGUUGCAAUGCCUUGCUCCUCUCGUUGACUUGGCGCCGGGCCAUGGGAAUGCUCGCUUGGUCCAUGCAGGUCCAGCUGCAGCCCAACCUCACCAGCUACAGCACGGCCCUGCUUUCGCUCGAAGGACGUUGGACGCACGCGUUGCAGCUCUUCUCCUCCAUGGAGGUCACCGACGUCAUCAGCUUCAAUUCGGCCUUGGGCGCCCACAAGAUGUCCAUGUCCUGGCGCUCGGCCGCGGAGCUGCUGCAGAGCAUGCGGAAGACCUGGACGCCGACGGUCAUCAGCUACGCCUCUGCCACCAGCGCAUGCGAGGCCUCCGGGGUCGAAGGGGGCGAAGGGGUGCGGGAAGGCGCAAGAAGGGAGGAGAAGACGGUCCCCUUUUUGGCCUCCUGCACCUUGCAGGUGUCCCAGCUGUUCACCACUCGAGGUGUCCGGCGAGGACAGGCAAUCGCCGCUGACAGGCAGCACGUGCUGCAGCAUGCAAACAGAGGAUUUUUCACCAGUUCGUUCUUGGCGCGGGUUCUUGGCGCCUCGACCGUUUCUCAGAGAAAUCCAAGCACAUCAUGCGGGUCAUGA
This is a messenger RNA of Durusdinium trenchii, 1569 nucleotides long. Lineage: Eukaryota; Dinophyceae; Suessiales; Symbiodiniaceae. The record is from the annotation of a GenBank genome assembly.